AUGGAGGAUGAAGAAAACAUCGAGGAAGAACUUUUGCUGGUGGAGUCGCAACUCAAUGGACUACAAGACAAAAUCAAGACAUUACUUGAUCAGCAAGAAGAAUUGUAUGAGCGCCAAGCACAGUUGAAGGCUAUGCUGGAAAUAUCUAAAACUUCCAGAGAUGCAUCAAAUAGUGCCCCUUCAGUUGCUCUGGAAGAUUGGUCUGGAAAGUUCUCAUGGGAUUCUCAGGCUGAUGACACUCGAUUCAAUGUAUUUGGUAUUUCUUCCUACAGGUCAAAUCAACGAGAAAUAAUUAACUCAAUCAUGAGUGGAAAAGAUGUUCUGGUUAUAAUGGCUGCUGGUGGAGGGAAGAGUCUGUGUUAUCAACUUCCAGCUGUACUUCGUGAUGGAAUUACACUUGUCGUCAGUCCUUUGCUUUCGCUUAUUCAGGAUCAGGUCAUGGGACUGGCGGCUUUAGGUAUACCAGCUCACAUGUUGACUUCCACUACCAACAAGGAAAUCGAGAAGUUCAUUUAUAAGGCACUUGAAAAAGGUGAAGGGGAACUGAAGAUAUUGUAUGUGACACCUGAAAAGAUAUCCAAAAGUAAAAGGUUCAUGUCUAAGCUUGAGAAAUGCCAUCAUGCUGGGCGUCUUUCUCUUGUUGCAAUAGAUGAGGCACACUGCUGCAGCCAAUGGGGGCACGAUUUCCGUCCAGACUACAAGAAUCUGGGCAUAUUGAAGAUCCAGUUUCCCAGUGUUCCCAUGAUAGCUUUAACUGCAACUGCAACAAGUAAAGUGCAAAUGGAUCUGAUAGAGAUGCUUCAUAUCCCAAGAUCUGUCAAGUUUGUCAGCACUGUUAACAGGCCCAACCUUUUCUAUAGAGUAUAUGAAAAGUCAUCAGUUGGAAAGGUUGUUAUUGAUGAGAUUGCAAAUUUCAUAAGCGAAUCAUAUCCAAAUAACGAAUCCGGGAUAGUGUAUUGUUUUUCCAGGAAAGAAUGUGAACAGGUUGCCAAAGAAUUGCGUGGAAGGGGUAUUUCAGCAGAUUAUUAUCAUGCAGAUAUGGAUGUUGUUGCUCGUGAGAAAGUUCAUAUGCGUUGGAGUAAAAGCAAAUCACAGGUCAUUGUUGGAACAGUGGCUUUUGGAAUGGGAAUCAAUAAACCAGACGUCAGGUUUGUGGUUCAUCAUAGCCUUAGCAAAUCUAUGGAGACAUACUACCAGGAAAGUGGUCGGGCAGGGAGAGAUGGACUGCCUUCAGAAUGUGUUCUAUAUUAUCGGCCUGGUGACGUUCCCCGCCAAAGUUCGAUGGUCUUCUAUGAAAACUGUGGUCUGCAAAAUCUUUAUGACAUAGCGCGAUAUUGCCAGUCUAAGAAAAACUGCCGUCGUGGUGCUUUCUUUCAACAUUUUGGAGAGGCCGUGCAGGAAUGCAACGGAAUGUGUGACAACUGUGUUUCCAGUAUUGAGCUCAAGGACAUAGAUGCUACCUACCAUACAAAAAUCACUGUUUCACUUCUCCAAGAAAUGCAACAAAAUGACCAAAGAGCUACAUUGCUGCAGCUAGUGGAUAAGUUCAAAACAAAGUGGAAACAUUCAGCAGGUUGUUCAAAUGAAGCAGUUGAUCUUAAGAAGGAGGAAAUUGAGCAGCUGAUAGUUCAACUUAUACUUGACCGUGUUUUGAAAGAAGAAUUUCAGCAUACUGCAUAUACAACCAAUGCAUAUGUUGUCUUAGGACCACUGUGGAAGCCAGCAUUGCAAGGGAACAGACCGGUGAAGCUAACUAGUGCUAUUCACUCUCAAGAUAGUGGUGAUAGAUUCAAAAGUGCAAAGCGCAAUCAGAUGAGCAAUUUGGAAGCUAAAUUGGAUGACCUGCGUAGAACCAUCUCUUCUCGUAAUGGGGGCAUAUUCCCGCAUGCAGUUCUUUCCACGGAGCAAAUUUCCCUGCUAAACUGCCAUACUCCAACCACUAUUGCCGAGCUAGAAAAGCUGAUAGGGAAGGUAAAGACCGACAAGUACGGUAGCGACAUCAUUGAGGUGAUGUGGUCAGAAACUGGCAGUGGAAAGGACAGUGGUGAUGGAGCUAAGAGGCAAAAGAAAGAUAAGGGUGUUGUUUUCGUUGAGAGUGGCGAGGAGGAAGGCUAG
Triticum turgidum subsp. durum (durum wheat) is the source of this 2115-nucleotide messenger RNA. The record is from the annotation of a GenBank genome assembly. Lineage: Eukaryota; Viridiplantae; Streptophyta; Magnoliopsida; Poales; Poaceae.